CAUUCGACAAUUUUUCUGUAUAGAAUAACAACCUCUUCCGAAUUUGUUAAUUAUAUACAAAAUAAUGUCAAUUAUACCCAUCGAAGUUCCAAUUCAGCCGUAUGCUGGUCAGCUGCUGAUCAUCAAGAGCAUUCUGCCGAACGUAGCACCUCAGGAUUUGAACAAGUCUAGCAAGUCGAAAAAAUCAAGGCCAUCCUACUUCGAGCGUAGUAGCAUUCUCAACAAGCUACAGAAACAUUUCGCCGCAAACAACCAGGCGGGUGAAAUAGAUCUGGUAGACUGCGAAUCCCUCUUGGAUGCUUUUCUGGCCGCCUUGGAAACCUACAUGAAGUUUGUGGUUAAGAAAACUAUAGAGUUGUGCGAACAUCGAUCGGGCUAUCAUUUGUUUAACGAUGAACGCUGUGUGAUGAAGAACGAUAUGAGGAUUACGAUGACGUUUCUCAACAAUUUGGAGAUGGCCGACUAUGGCUCGUCGGAUGACGAUGCCGGCUUCUAUCGCAAGCACCGUGCUGAGAAUGUCGAAAGGGAGAAAAAGUCGGUGCGCAAAGAGUCGUCGAAUGACACGGCCAUGAUGGCCAUCAGUGGUCGGAAGCGCCCGGCGGAGGUUCCAAGUUCGGAACCCACUCCUGUUCCCAAUACCGCUCCAGCUAAGGUCGCGGUCCAGCGGCCAUUUGGCAUGAGAUUCAAGCACCUGAUCAUAAGGGAUGUGAUGCAGUUCCUGGAGGAGGACAGGCGCUACUCCCGCUCCAACAUGCUCUUCGAAGCCUACUUGAAGUAUAAGACAUAAAAAAUAUAUUUGAAGAAUUUUAAAAAGGUUCCAGAUUGAUAUUUUGAAAACAAUAAAAAACCUUUAUCA
Molecule: messenger RNA, 856 nt
Organism: Drosophila elegans
Lineage: Eukaryota; Metazoa; Arthropoda; Insecta; Diptera; Drosophilidae
Product: transcription initiation factor TFIID subunit 4
Exons: 1
Coding region: 65-787 (240 amino acids)
Biological process (GO): DNA-templated transcription initiation
Cellular component (GO): transcription factor TFIID complex
Source: RefSeq, a predicted model, not a curated record